AUGGACGACAAUGGGCCAGAUGGUGACACCUCGAAUGUAGUGAGGGAUACACCGGUGGAUUUGACUGCCCCGUCGUUCAUUCCAGAAGAACUAAUGCUGCAACCCAGUAACGAAACAAGUAAUGACGCCAGGUAUCUAGAUGAGCUCGUCAAAGAUUUAAGCAUACUGGCUUCGUAUAGAAUAGAUCACCCUGGUAAACUUCGUCACGCCUAUGAGUUAUUGUACACCGAAGUCAAUCGUGUCUUGGAUGCGAUCAACGAAAGUCAGCGAGAAGCCAAUGCGACGCGCAAUAACGGAUAUUCAAAUACUUGGCAAGGCCCCGGAACCCUAUUAUAA
Molecule: messenger RNA, 336 nt
Organism: Gongylonema pulchrum
Lineage: Eukaryota; Metazoa; Nematoda; Chromadorea; Rhabditida; Gongylonematidae
Source: the annotation of a GenBank genome assembly